ACGGACGUCUGGGCCUCGAUCUCUAAGAAACAUCCCCAGAAGCACCUGAGGAGAAAGGAGCCAUGCAGAGUCUGACGCAGGCUUAUGAGGGCUCCGACACCGUGACCGCAGCCACUACAGAGCCGCCACAGGACCCUGACGCUCAAGAUCAGCCGGCACAGAGUCGGGAGGAUGCUGCAGAGGAGGAGAAUCUGUCAGCCGGUCCUGCUCCAGAGGAACGGGAGACUGGAGUGCAAACAGCAGACACUCCUUCCACUGCAGCGCAGAUGGAUGUUGAUGCUGUUGGUCAGACACCUGGAAGGACUGAAGCAGACGCUACAGCGAAGCCUGGAGCCCCGGCAGAACCAGCGCCCGAUGGAAACACUGGGCGCAAACCGAAAGCAAAGGAUAAAAGUGACGGCAGGAGAUACGUUCCCUCUAAGAAGGCCAUGACAGAUCCUUUAAAAAUGGAUGUGACCAAACCGCUGAGUGAUCUGCUCACAUCAUCUCAGCUCUCCCUGCAGUGCUUUGCGUGCCACAUAAUCUUCAGUGAUCAUAAGAGCAAAGAGCGCCAUCUGAAGUCGAACCACCCGACAGAAUAUGAACAGAGCAUACUGAGGAACGCCCUUUUCGCUUGCUACGUUUGUGAUCGCUACUUUACAAACUCCACUGAGCUCAUGGCUCACCAGAAAGCCCACAUCGAGAAAAAACCUUUCAAGUGUCCCAUCUGUAACGUGACCUUCAAGAAGUCAUCCGAGCUGACGGUUCAUAAAAAGAAACAUUUCGGCCAGGACGGCUAUGCCUGCACUGACUGUGGUAAACCCUGCAAAACGAUGACAUUGCUCAAGUACCACCAGCGCACACACACUGGGGAGAGGCCCUAUGUCUGCACGCACUGUGGAAAGAGGUUCACCACAUCCAAAGGCAUGCUGAGCCACAUGUCUUCACACCUGGACGACGCAGGUGAUGAACCUGGUGGAGGCACCACUUCUAAAGCACAGCCAAGAAAAAAAGACGGUGCUUCUACAGUAAAGUAUCCUUGUUCUGUGUGCAAGGCCACUUUCAAGAGUUUCAAGACAAGGCAGCAUCACAUGAGAAAAAAGCACAAUUUGUUGCCUGCCGUGGAAAGUAUUGCCCCCCAGCAAGUAAAGCAAAGUUUGCCAAUUAUCACUCCAAUAUCUGUUUGCCAACAAGCACUACUCCAGUUGGAGCCCAAUGGACCUCUGCAAAAGGUUGACGCCAAUAUUGAUACGGAGCAGAUACGCAAAAUGAUAGAAUCCAUGGGAAAUAUACAAAAAGUGAAUCAAGUUGUCAUAUUGGGGCAGGUACCGCCUCAUGCGCCACCGCUUGAAGUGCAACAGAUACCUCAAGUUAUCAAGCCAGUGAGCUUGGAUCUUGGUCCCACGCACAUAGAUUUUACGGGUCUGAAACAAACUGAAUCGAACCCUUCAAACAGCCAAUGUCCCUUAAUGGAGCAAACAAUCAUCUUGGAGCCUAUCACACCAGAUGGGCAACUUGAAAACCCCUCCUUCUCUGAGUUAGGUUCCCAGUUAGCAGCGGGUGAGAAUAUAGAGCUGACACUCGUUCACGCUGAACAAACAGUGGGAACUGAGGGAGAGGUGAUACAUCAGAUUCUUGAGCAACCUGAGAUUAAUGUAAUCCACUCUGAUCCCAUGGAUACAAUGAUUUGUCAGAGUGAGGCAGACGCUCUCAGUCAAGACCUCGAACAAACAGUCAUAUUAGAGCUUACUCCUGCUCUGAUGCCAACCGAGGAGCUGGAGAAUUCACAAAAUGUGCCACAAAAUGAAAUCACUUCCUCCUCUCUAUUACCGACAAGUGAAUUUGAGACCCCUGGUCAGACUGUGGAUGAUAGUACAUUAAUUGAAGAGCCAGGCCUGUCAGUCCCUCCGUUAUUGUCAACUGUUGAGCUGGAGCUGACGUCUUUACAGCCAGAGCAACAUGAUGUUUCUGUUUCCUCAUUGGCUUCACCAGAGAGUCAUACAAACAUUCAGAGUGAAUCUGACUCUAAUCCUAAAGCUGAGGCCGAUUCACUGAUGCAAACAGUAGACCAAGAACCAAGUCACCCCGUGAUGGACAGCAGCACAAUGCAGAAGACGGAGGAAAAAAAUGAGCAAGAGCAGUUUGAGAAGUUACCAGUCGAAGUCAAGAAUACUGCGCCCCCAGCAGAGAGCUCGCCCGCAACAGAACAGGUUGAGGAUGGAUUACAGAAAAAGCAUGUCCUCCGGAUCUCAGUGCCACCUGUGAACGUCAUGUCAGCUCAGGAGCUGGUGAAAGUGCGGAAAAGAAAGCCAGCCCAGGCAUUUGUCCUCCAAGGGUAUGUGCAAGACCUUUUUGGAUCUGUGUCUCGGGACGACUUGCAUAGUGAUGCCAAACCAGCAAAACGCCAAAGAACAAAAAAGUCUCAUCUUGUUGUUAAAUUUGGACCACAAAACAAGGAAAAGAAAACCAUGAAACAGAAGAAGAUCUCGAAGCAGUGUGAGCCAGUGCAGGAGAAUGUGACAAGAGGUAAAACACCAAAAAUGAAUCAGUCAGAGAAGAAAGUGCCAUCACCGAAAAAGGGAAAAAAAGGGAAAAAGGACAAGGCGGAGUCUGCAUUAUCUCCAGCCAAAAUGCAGUCAGCUUCUUCAAACCAGGUCUCACAGCCAGUAAAGGAGGAUACAAAGAAAAGUAGUAAAAUGAAAAAGCAAAAAGAAGCCGCUAAAGCAGUUAUUGCGCACAAAACUGUAAAUUCACCUAUGUUUAAAAAGAAAAAACAACCGAAAAUAAGGCAAAAGGACCAACCUAAGACCACAAAGGGCGGCAAGACCAAGAAAAACCUUUCCGCUAAGGAAAAAGCCGAAAAGGCAGAAAGUCCAGGUUCACACAUAAAGCAAGACUCUUUACUUCUUCUGAAAGGUCAUAAACAGCCCCAGCUAAAAGUUUACAAGUUAGACCCUUCAAAGACCUCAAGCCAGCCAUCCGAGGUUCCACCUCAGGACUCUCAGACAAGGUCCAAUGUCAAAGACAAGAAGGCCAAUCAUCUGAGAAGUGAGCCCACAUCCGAAGUGAAAAAGAAAGAACGAAGGCCCAGCAAGAGCCAGAAAGUUCUUAAAUUGCUACCAUCACUCCAGCCUUCCCCUAAACCAGCCGCGACACUGCCCGCCAAGCCGAAGACCACCAGGAAACGUAAAGCCUCCUCAAAGGUGGAGGCAGAAGGAGUGAUUACAUCUCAACGUGCCUUGCAGUGUAAGGACUGCGGAGAGAGGUUUAGUGAAGUCUCCUCCCUGCAGAAGCACAAGACGAUGGUGCAUGUUGUUGAAAGUCCCCGUCUCACCUACACUAAUGGCAACAUAUUCGAAGGUGUCUCUACUUUAGAUAUUUACCAGCUUCCAAAAGACCAUGCAGGGGUGAUGAAUGCUCCGACAGACUGGGAUACCGAGCCAGAGAUGUCAGUAGAAGACAGAGAGCGAAAUGUCUCUUUUCCAGCUUUAAUUCCUUCCCCGUCGUUACCCAUUCCUCCCGCAGAUGUUGAAAUGAGUGCCUAUGAAGAUAUGCUUGGAACAAAAUCCAGAACAAACAAUCAACCUCACACCAGUCCAGAGGGUCCCUCACCAUCAGAUCAAAUGAAAAAUAACGAGGAGCAAAUAAAUUUCACAUCUGAAUGUUCUGUGACUGAUCUUACGCCAACAAAGGCUUCAGAAACGGCGGCGGUCCAGCCAUCGGACAAAGACAAGCUGGAAGAACCAAGUCCAAAGAGUCCUCGCAUUGAACCUGAUGUUCACAGCAAUAAGGAGGAGGACAUCAAGGAGGAUUUCGUCCUAGAGGUUGAUUUAGUCACUGUUGGUGAGCAGAAUGACAAAGACUCUACUGCCCCUCAAAACCAAUCAAGCAGAAGCUGUGAUUCAGAGAGUCCGGAGCAGGUUAAUGAUGAAACAAGUCAAACAACUUUGACUUUGCAAACAGUGUCAUGUUCCACUCAUCCAGUGGAGGUCAAGGAAGAGGAGGAAGAACUGUUAGUCCAGAAGAGAAAAGAUGACGGGAAUCGGCCUGUCAAGAAGAACGCUACCAGGGGUAGGAGAAGAACAAUGGGAUGUGUGAAAAGGGACAUGAAAUCAAAGUCACUUUCAGGAGAAGAUACAGUCAGAGAGACAGAAUCAGAAAAAGAACAAGAUGACUGUAACGUCAUUUAUGAAGAAUAUCUCGUGACUCCAGAUUCAGAAGUGACAAACAGAAAGAUCGGUGCAGAAAUUUGUCUGCAGGAGUCCUCUUCUCAAUCUGAUGACAGCAAAGCUGCCGCCCCUCCUGUUAGCUCCACGUUAGAGGAGUCUCGCGAGGAACAACUUGUGUUCGAGUUGGAGUCUGUAACCACCAGCGUUCAAGGAGUUGAUGACAGAGAGCUGCAAGGACAAGAACCAGGGAGAGAGACUGACCAGUCUCCCGGCAUCAUACUGGAGAAGUUCCUGACUUCUGGACAGAGAGAAGCAGCUGGCUGUCAGGAGAUCAAAGUUGAAACUGAAGGCGCGGAACCUCUGCACCAAAACAGCGAGAGUGCAGCUGUGCCCUCACCACACCAUCGCAACACGAGGUCUGUUCUGGUGAAGGAGGAAAGCUACCUCAUGCUGAGUGAUCCUCAGGCCACGCAGAGCAGCAACCGCAUGCGGUGGAAUGUGGAGCCAGUGAGCGAUGAAAACGCCAUCGUCCCGUUCAUGGACGUUGGAGAGACACCACGGGACUGUCGCGUCUCGCCGGAGUUCAGCUCCAACCAGUGUAUCUUUUACCCUGUGAAGGAGGAAGAGAGAGAGGUUCUUCUGGGAGCCACUCAGACCGACAGCGGGAGUGUAACCACAGAGGGCUCCAGCGAUGCACUUCAGGUUGAACAUCAAACAGGAGAUACAUAUGAAAGAAGCUUUUCUUCACGACCGUACCAGGAAACAGAAGUUGGACGUUUGAUAUCAGAAAAAGGAGUCAAUAACUUUACUAAUAGACAAGAGCCUGCAUGGCAGCGUCCACCAGACCUCCGGGACUUUCUUCUUCAGAGUUCUGAUGAGGAACACACGGGAAGUUUUGAGUUGUCUGAUCAUCAACUCGACUCAGAAGCUGAAAUAAUGGCCUAUUUCUCCAAAGACCAAACCGACGGCCCAGAACUAACAGGACAAACGUCGGGAAGUGAACCAGCUUCGUCGGACUUGGUCCAAGCACAAAGAGAUGAAAAUAGGACCAGAGUGCCCAUUGAUUAUUUCUGCACAUAUUUUAAUUGGGACACCUGGGUAGAAUUUACCAAUUGCACUAAUAAACUCAACAACUUGCCCAACCCCGUCACCUGCAGAGAAGUGGCAUGCUUCGUUGGGAUUCACAUUGCAAUGGGAACUUUGAAGUUCCCUAGUCCGAGACUUUACUGGGAGGACUUGACUAAAGUGCCCUUGAUUGCUGAAACGAUGCCACUGUCCCGGUUCCUGGAGCUGACCCGCAUGCUGAAGUUGACCUCACCUUCGAAGGGUCCGGCUAAUCCAAAUCUUCAGGAAGCUGCACAAGAUGGAGACUUCCACAAUACACAGCUGGAUGCUAGCUCAAGCAGUCACAGUGCAACAGGAGACGGGCAGAGCCGAGAUGAACAGACAAGUAAUGCAGUUCAGUCAACAUCACCGACUGACCCGUUGUGGAGGGUUCAGCCGAUUCUGAGACGUUUCAUGGCAGGCUGCCGGUCGCUGAGACAGCCGGGGGAAUAUGCAGUCGAUCAGUAUUCACUUCCUUUGACUGGCAGGAUGUCCAGUAACAAGCCAUCUCUGCACUGCACUACAUUAAUUGGAUUUAGUGGCUUACUUUCACAUGUGGAUCUCAAGCUGGAUCUCUCAGACAAAGAAGAUGCGGUCGAAAAAAUGGUUUCCAAGGGGAGUAUGGUGUUUCUUUGUAAGCAGGAGCUCUCCACUCCGGCCAUGCUGGAGCGUCUGUUGGCAGCCGGCGUUCAUGGGGCGGGCAGGGUGGGUGGAGCACGGGGGCAGAUUGGGGACGAGUUCGUGAGCUCAGAUGGGAAGCUGAUGUUGCGCAGGUCGCACUGUGGGUUCAUACUCUCUACCGCUGGAAAUGGACAGAGGAACAUGGCUUCACUCACCGACAAUUUUGAGAAGGCACAGAUGUCUGCUCGCUUGAACAGAGAUCUGCAGAAUCUUUACAAAACCCCCCUCACUGCGUCGACUCCCACCUGCUGGCCCCAUGCGGUGCUUUGGUACCUGACAGAUCUGGCUCUGGUAAACUCCUGGUUAACGUACCGACGGGACUACAAGGCGGUGUCCGCACCUUUGACUCUCAUGGCCUUCAGACUGGAGGUGUCCAAGGCUUUGAUACUCUCCAGUGGCUCCGACACGCAGGACUCGGCUCCUCCUCAGCCCCCCGAAGAAAAAGCCUGUUCGACGAGCGAAGCCCCCCAUCCCAUCGUGGUGGACGAGAGUCCUCUACCGGACGCAGCGACGCGGUACGACGGCUCGGGCCACUGGCCGGAGCAGCUCGGGGAGGGAGAAGGAGGCCGCUGCCGCUUCGGGAACUGUCAAAGAACUUCACGAGUGCUAUGCCUUAAGUGCUGCGUCUUUCUGUGCAUCUCACGUAACCACAACUGCUUUCUGAAUUUCCACAACCAAGAAAGUUCAGACAAGGAGUAGAAACUCUAAUAUAUGUCUUUUUUAAUCAUUUUACGUUUAGAAUGUAACUGUUUCGAGUGUCUGUGAAAUUAGUUCUUCUUUCCUACAACUUUCCCAUGAUGCCUUUCACUGGCAGCGUCAUUCCACUGAGCCUAUAUAAGAAUCAGUUUUCCUUGCGAAGUGUUAAAUAAAAGUUUCAUAGCCAUACACUGUGCUGCAAAAGAAAUGUAAAAAUGUUUCAACAGUGUGCUUACAUGAUGCUGUUUUUCUUAAGAAUGUUUGAACCUGAUCUAGUUUACAUUUCAUGUACAUUUUACAUCAAAUGUGUGAAUUUCUGAAGACAAUAAAAAAAGUACAACUGCUAUUUUUUUUGGCUGAUGAUUAUAAUUGAUUUUAGUAUCAUGCUUAUUUUUUCUA
Molecule: messenger RNA, 7028 nt
Organism: Salarias fasciatus (jewelled blenny)
Lineage: Eukaryota; Metazoa; Chordata; Actinopteri; Blenniiformes; Blenniidae
Gene: znf576.1
Product: zinc finger protein 576, tandem duplicate 1
Exons: 9
Coding region: 63-6632 (2189 amino acids)
Biological process (GO): regulation of transcription by RNA polymerase II
Cellular component (GO): nucleus
Molecular function (GO): sequence-specific DNA binding; DNA-binding transcription factor activity, RNA polymerase II-specific
Source: RefSeq, a predicted model, not a curated record